This is a messenger RNA of Aspergillus campestris IBT 28561, 3063 nucleotides long. RefSeq lists its product as uncharacterized. Gene Ontology annotation, cellular component: kinesin complex. Lineage: Eukaryota; Fungi; Ascomycota; Eurotiomycetes; Eurotiales; Aspergillaceae. The transcript has a single exon. The record is from RefSeq and is a predicted model, not a curated record. The annotation marks the transcript as partial. Gene Ontology annotation, biological process: nucleoside metabolic process. Gene Ontology annotation, molecular function: catalytic activity; protein binding; ADP binding.
GACUAUGCCUUGGCGAUCAUCUGCGCACUACCCCUCGAGCUGGCGGCCGUCAAAGUGAUGCUCGAUGAGGUGCAUGCCGAGCCUCAGCUGGAGUCCUCCCACCAGUGCAGCUACAUCCUGGGGAAAAUCGGAGACCAUAGACUAGUGGUAGCGUGCCUGCCAUCGGGCGUCUAUGGCACCACCUCUGCAGCAGUGGUGACCGCGUAUUUGCGAUCGACCUUUCCCAAUAUUCGAUGCGGACUGAUGGUUGGGAUUGGAGGGGGUGUACCGAGCGAAACUGCAGAUAUUCGUCUCGGCGAUCUUGUCGUGAGCAAGCCCACGGGGACCUACCCCGGCGUGGUCCAGUAUGACAUGGGCAAAACUACCAGUGGCGGGGGCUGUGAAUAUACCGGGACAUUGAACCAGCCACCCACCAGCCUGCUAAUGGCUGUCGCUCGGCUCGUGGCGGAUGAUAAGAUACGCCGGAGCGACACGAUCUCACAGUCCAUCGCAUGUGUGCUCAGGCAAAACCCAGACAUGCAGGCCGAAUUUUCCCGGCCCACGGAAGAGGAUCGCUUGUUUCCAUCGACAGAUCCGUCGGGGGUGCCCAAUGAAACGGAACAACCGGUCCCCCGGGCUAUACGAGGGUCGGACAAGCCACAGAUCCACUACGGCAUCAUUGCAUCGGGGAAUCAAGUGAUGAAGGAUGGUCGAACUCGGGACCAGAUUGCGCAAAGGUUGAACGCGUUAUGUUUUGAGAUGGAGGCCGCGGGGAUUAUGAAUCACCUCCCCUGCCUGGUGAUCCGGGGCAUCUGUGACUAUUGCGACUCCCACAAAAACAAACAGUGGCAGGGAUAUGCCGCCCUGGCGGCCGCAGCUUAUGCCAAACAACUUCUCUCUGUGCUUCCAGCAGCCCAUUUUUCGCCUAGUCAGGCGGCACGGCAGAGGUUUUUCAUGAUGCCCUUUGAUCGAAAUCCACGCUUCCGAGGACGAACCGACGUACUCGAGAAGCUGGAGACGCUGGUUUUGACCCAGAAUCAGAUCCGAAAGGCUGCCAUUUCAGGGCUAGGGGGAGUUGGGAAGACGCAGAUCGCAAUCGAUCUGGCAUACAGAAUUCGUGAUCAAGCGCCCCAGCAAUCCAUCUUUUGGAUCCAAGCAACAAGUGUCGAUGCCGUGGAAAAGUCAUUUGCAGACAUCGGUCAUACCGUCGGGCUGCGAAAUGCAACCCCGGACAGCAUCAAGGCCGAUGUGAAGGCCUACCUAAGCUCGGAACGGGCGGGCUCAUGGCUCCUGAUCAUCGACAAUGCUGAUGAUGCAGAUAUGUGGAUGUCCCCGCCAACCGUACUAAAAGACUUUCUUCCUCGGAGCGAGACUGGGCUUACCAUCUAUACUACACGGAAUCAGCAACUGGCCACCCGUCUAGUAGGACCGGAGGUCAUCAAAGUCUCAGAGUUAGAUGACCAGUUAGCAACGGAGCUCUUUCGUGCGUCUUUGAUGAAUGAAGAUCUGAUGACGGAUGAUAAGUCGGCUACGAUGCUGUUUCAUCAGCUAGGGGGUCUACCUCUCGCUCUCACCCAAGCAGCAAGCUACAUCAACCAGAACAGCAUCAGCCUGAAAGAGUAUCUAUUGCUCCUGAAUGAGCAAGAACAUAUCAAAGUGGAGUUACUCAGCCAGGACUUCGACGACGACUAUCGAUAUGAGGAAACGCAGAAUCCGGUGGCAACAACAUGGCUGAUCUCGUUUGAGCAGAUCCGCCGGUCAAAUCCAAUGGCCACGGAAUAUCUGUCGCAUAUUGCAUGUAUUCACCAUCGAGACAUCCCAUUGUCCCUCCUCCCGCCAGGAGGCUCCCCAGUAGAGCAACAGAAAGCACUGGGACUGUUGAAGGCCUAUUCUUUUCUAACCCAGAUGACUGACAGCGUGUUCCUUAAUAUGCACCGACUCGUUCAUUUAGCGACGCGAAAUUGGCUUCGGGGCGAAAACCUUCUCGACGGCAGGACAGUCCAGACUUGUGACUUUUUCAACGACAUCCUUCCCUCUGAUGACCACGAGAACCGUGCGUUAUGGCGGGAAUACUUACCGCACGCACAGUUUCUCCUCCAAACUCCAGAGUGUCUUGAAGGAGGUCUUGAAAGGCAAGACUUGUGCGGGAUGGUUGCUUUGUAUCUAUCCGCCGACGGAAGAUAUAAUGAUGCUGAGCCCCUUUUUCGAGAGGUGCACGCAAACAGAGCUCUCUUGCUAGGUAAAACACAUCCAAAAACGGUCGACAGCAUAGCCAAACUUGCAUGGACAUACCAGAACCAAAUGCGAUGGAAUGAGGCUGAAGAGCUAGAGUCACAAGUAUUGAGUUUUAGGAAGAUAACGUCAGGUCCAGAACACCCUGAUACGCUCAUUAGCAUGUCUAAUCUUGCAACCACAUAUAGCAACCAGGAGCGAGGGAAAGAAGCUGAAGAGCUGGAGAUACAAGUCUUGAAUAUCCACAAGAAAGAACAAGGCCUAGAACACCCUGAUACGAUUACCAGCAUGGCCAAUCUUGCAUCCACAUACCAGACCCAGGAGCGAUGGGAGGAAGCUGAAGAGCUGCAGGUACAAGCCUUGGAUACUCGCAAGAUAAUACUAGGUCCAGAACACCCUGAUACACUCUCCAGCAUGGCCAAUCUUGCAUCCACAUAUGAGAACCUGGGGUAUUGGGAAGAAGCUGAAGAGCUGGAGAUACAAGCCUUGAAUACUCGCAAAAUAAUACUAGGUCCAGAACACCCUGAUACACUCACCAGCAUGGCCAAUCUUGCAUGCACAUAUGGGACCCAGGGGCGAUUUAAGGAAGCUGAAGAGCUGGAGAUACAAGUAUUAGAUGCUCACAAAAUAAUACUAGGCCGAGGACACCCUGAAACACUCGUCAGCAUGGAGAAUCUUGCAUGCACAUACUGGAACCAGGGGAAGUGGAAGGAAGCUGAAGAGCUGGAGAUGGAAGUCUUGAAUACUCACAAGGCAGUGCUGGGACCGGAACAUCCUUCUACUUUGCUCAGCAUGGGGAAUCUGACUUCUACUCAAAGCAUUCGAGGUCAGAUCACCAAGGCCAUAGCUUUG